This is a messenger RNA of Arabidopsis lyrata subsp. lyrata, 1182 nucleotides long. Its product is annotated as oil body-associated protein 2B. NCBI's taxonomy places the organism in Eukaryota, Viridiplantae, Streptophyta, Magnoliopsida, Brassicales, Brassicaceae. The transcript has 4 exons. The coding region runs from base 280 to 1023 and encodes 247 amino acids. The record is from RefSeq and is a predicted model, not a curated record.
AGCAAAAUUGUCAAAAGUUGCUAUUUCGAACUCGUCAAACAAAGCACAAAAGCCGGGGUCGCAAACAUUGCCAAGUGUUCAAUACUUUGUCCAAGAGCUUAAGAACCGGCCGCGUGUCAUUUUGUCGCCAAUCAGCCACGUCAACACACCCGAAUGACGUGUCACGCAUCGAAUCAUUCACGUCAUACUUUCCUCAUGCAAACAUCACUCCUCUCUUAUAAGAUCAAAACCAAAACACAAGAACCAAACUAAAGAACAAGAAAAAAGGCUGUCGUUACGAUGGCAUCGAGUGAUAAGGUUCCAGUGGCGUGUCCGGCAAGCAGCGGAGAUGGAAAGGAGCCAAUGGGAGAUCCGACAAAGACCACUACGGCGAUGCUCGAUAAAGGAACGGCUAUGAUGCAAUCGAUGAAACCGAUCAGGCAAAUGAGCCUUCACGUGUGUUCAUUUGCUUGCUAUAGCCACGAUCCUGGCCGUCAGAUCGAAGUUCAUAUCUACGGCCAACGUGUAAACCAGGACUUCCUCCAAUGUGCUGUCUACGAUUCCAAUUCCUCUAAGGCUCAUCUCAUAGGGAUAGAAUAUAUUGUGUCGGAGAAGUUAUUCGAGAGUCUCCCACCGGAGGAACAAAAGCUUUGGCACUCGCAUGAUUACGAGAUCCAAAUGGCUCUUCUAGUAACUCCAAGGGUCCCGGAGCUCGUUGCGAAGCCCGAGCUUAAAAAUCUUGCCAAAUCUUACGGAAAAUUUUGGUGUACAUGGCAGAUAGACCGAGGGGAUAGAUUGCCACUAGGUGUACCAUCACUAAUGGUGUCGCCACAAGACGUGAAUCUAGGGAGAAUAAAACCGGAGCUGGUGAAAAAGAGAGAUGAAGAACAUGGAAUCUCGACGGAAUCGUUGAAGCCGUCAAGAGAUGGGAUCAGUGGACCGGAGAAGAAGAAUCUGGUCGCUGAUUAUUGGGUUAGGUUUAGGAAAGGCUUUGCGCUUGAUGUCGUUGAGACAGAUAUGAAGAGAACAGCUCCCUUCCCGUGACUUUUAUGUGUGUGUUUUUUUUUUUCUCAUACAUUUAGAUAAGUUCGUAAGCUUACACACCACGGUGUUAUGUUAUAUGAUAAUGUCAUAAAUAUGAGAAUUUUUUUUUCUUUUCGUCAUGUCAUAAAUAUAAGAUUCGGAUUUUAUUGUUUGUUUUUU